UUUUCUAUACUCUUAGAUUAAAUUCGAGUUAACAUUAUGACAAAUCCUAAAUCAGUUAUAGAAAUAGAAGAAGAAAUUGAUGAAGAUCCGACAAUCCAAGGCUAUGUUAGGAGUAUUAUUAGAAAAGAAGGAGUGUUCGCAUCCCCUAUAGACAUAAAUAUAGCUACCACACACAUAAUUGAAACACCAUUAUUGGAAUGGCAUAAUUUUGAAAAUAGACCGAAGAAAAUGAAAAUAACAAAUUCUGGUCACACUGUGAUCAUAAGUGCAAAGUGGUUUGAGGAACGCCCAUAUAUAGAUGGGGGACCAUUAAAGGAUAAGUACGUUUUUUCCCAAAUACAUUUCCACUGGGGCGUGAACGACAUGGAAGGCAGUGAACACACAACAGACGGUAUAAAACAUUCCGCUGAACUUCAUGUCGUUAUGUUUAAAAGCAGUUACUUGACCCAAGAAGCCGCCUUAAAAGAAGAAGAUGGAAUAGUUAUUCUGGUCUAUUUCAUUCGACUUCAAGGGGGAGAAAAUCCAGUUUUCCAGUACCUUAUGGAUGCCCUUCCCAACAUACAACAAGCCAACACUUCGUUUAAAAUUACACCCAUUCCUUUGUCGAAGAUUGUUAAGCCGUUCGAGUCAGAUUUUUUUUGUUAUUGGGGUUCAGUUGUAACCGCCGAGUGUACGCAUUUCGUCCUCUGGUUGAUUGGACGAACACCAAUUGGAGUUUCAUAUGAACAAGUCAACUAUUUACGAAUGUUAUAUGAUUCAAAUAAACAACCUUUGAAGAAAAACUGUAGAAAGUUACAACCAGUUCAGAAUAGAACUAUUUUUCAUGUAAAUCCUUCAGGUUCAAAGUAUGCCACCUUAAAACCGUUUGAUAAAGAAGAGGAUCUUUAAUAAAAUAAAUUGAAUAAAAUUAUUAUUUAACACUCCCCAA
This is a messenger RNA of Aethina tumida (small hive beetle), 928 nucleotides long. Its product is annotated as carbonic anhydrase 3. Gene Ontology annotation, molecular function: zinc ion binding; carbonate dehydratase activity. The transcript is spliced from 4 exons. Bases 37 to 888 code for a protein of 283 amino acids. Gene Ontology annotation, cellular component: cytoplasm. Lineage: Eukaryota; Metazoa; Arthropoda; Insecta; Coleoptera; Nitidulidae. The record is from RefSeq and is a predicted model, not a curated record.